AUGGCUCAAUUCAACCUACCACUUCGUAUAAUUGCUCAACCGAGAGCAUCAUAUCGUGAAAGAUAUUUAUGUGAAAUAGAUCGCAGUCACAAUAGAUCACAACGUUUUAUUCGGGCUGAAACUAAUCCAUACGAUUUGAACUAUCCAACAAUCGAAAUAACAAAGCAAUGGAAUACUGAAAGGUUGUAUAUUCGUGUAACUUUAGUUACCGUGUCGAGUGAACAAGUGCCUGUAACUUGCAUACAUCCUUAUCCAAUUGAUACUUCAGAAUUAAACGUUAUAAAAGACAUAGCAAAAAAUACACUUUAUUUUCCUGUAUCAAAAGAAGAAUUAAACAAUGGUCGUAAGAGUUUUCAAAUUAUUCGUGGAAAAUUAACCCAAGAUAAAUUAAAAAAUUACGGACAAUUCUGUAUUUUGAAUACAGAUGAAAAAGAUGUUUCACGUACACAUGAUCCAUAUGAUGCUCGAAAAAUAAUUAAUAUUUAUCAAUUAAGAAAAUCACAAUUACUUUUUUCUAUAGCUGAGCUGUUUCAUGAGGACCUAUUACCUGGUAUCUAUGACGAAACAUCUGUAUAUUCUCAUAUUAUGACUGCUAUUACAACAACUGUUAAUGACAACGUAUCAUUAGUUAGAUAUGCACCAAAGCAAGGUCACUGGCAAGGUGGUGAUGAAGUUUUAAUGUUUAUUCCAAAACUUGAUAAGAGAAAAGUAUGUCAAGUUUAUCUUCAAGAUUCGUCGUCAAAUAACAAGAAUCUGAUUCAUUUUGAAUUCGUGGAUAUGAAAACAAUUACAUUCAAAACUCCACCAUGUCCUAUACAAAAAGCUGGAAAUCGAAGUAUACAAAUUCCUAUAGUUGUUAGCCUAAGUGGUAAAGAAAUUGCACGUGUUUGUUUCCUCUAUCAAUCAUGUAAAUAA
Messenger RNA from Rotaria sp. Silwood1, 915 nucleotides. Lineage: Eukaryota; Metazoa; Rotifera; Eurotatoria; Philodinida; Philodinidae. The record is from the annotation of a GenBank genome assembly.